This is a messenger RNA of Calidris pugnax (ruff), 2324 nucleotides long. RefSeq names its product C1q and tumor necrosis factor related protein 8 (gene C1QTNF8). The transcript has 3 exons. The record is from RefSeq and is a predicted model, not a curated record. Bases 405 to 1184 code for a protein of 259 amino acids. Lineage: Eukaryota; Metazoa; Chordata; Aves; Charadriiformes; Scolopacidae. Gene Ontology annotation, molecular function: protein binding.
AAGCCCUCAAGUCACUUCAUGGCUGCAGAUGGGCUCCUGAUGCUCAGUUUGAGCAAAGCAUCUCUGCAGCGACGAGUUGGAGAGGAGCUGCCCCACGCUCGGCUGUGGCACCGCAGGCAGAGGAACUGCUGAGCUGUGGCAGCUUUGCCUUGGAAAACGCACAAGCUCCUUGAGUGUUUUGGGCUUUUCUACAGUAAGUUGCUCAUGGAGAAAUUUUAGAUCCUCCUGGGGAAGAGAAUAAAAAAAAAAACCCGAACGAAUCAUUUCCAAGAGGAAGUCCAGUGUCCAGACAAACCCGGCUCUAACGAUGCUUCGUUUCCUGCUGCUGGCGGUGCAAGGAGGUCUGGAGCAGUGAGGAGGUCGAGGCUUGAAAGAAGACAAAAGUCCAGCUGGCUCCACUGAAGAUGAGCGAGAUGAAGAUGUUACUUCUGCUUUUGAUGUCCACUGUGAACGUCAGCGCCGUGCUGGAAAAGGGUCUGCCGAGACGGGAACCACGGCGCCUCUCGUGUGUGCGGUGCUGUGGGCCAUCAGAGCAGCCCAUCUCCAUCAUCUCCUCGCGAUACACAAGGAUGAGCAGUGACCCUGCCUAUUCGGUACCCAAAGUCCAGCCCACUAUAGAUAUCACCAUCCUCAAAGGUGAGAAAGGUGAAAUGGGAGAGAAAGGGUACCCUGGACCAGUUGGAAAGGAAGGAGAAAGAGGGCUACGUGGCUUUAAUGGACGGAAGGGACAGAAAGGCCAGCCUGGCCCGCAAGGCCAUUCCUGCAAGCAGCUCUAUGCUGCUUUCUCGGUGGGUCGGAGAAAACCCCUUCAUAGCUCGGACUACUUCCAGCACGUCACUUUUGACACUGAGUUUGUGAACCUCUACAAGCACUUCAACAUGUUCUCGGGGAAGUUCUUCUGCUAUGUGGCAGGAAUCUACUACUUCAGCCUCAACGUCCACACCUGGAACUUCAAAGAGACCUACCUGCACUUGAUGAAGAAUGAGAAAGAGGUAGCCAUCCUCUAUGCCCAGCCCAGUGAUCGGAGCAUCAUGCAGAGCCAGAGCCUGAUGCUGGACCUGCAGGAAGGAGAGGAGGUCUGGGUAAGGAUGUUCAAGCGGGAGCGAGAAAAUGCCAUUUAUAGUGAGGAGUCUGAUGUUUACAUCAUCUUCAAUGGCCAUUUAAUCAAGCCAGCCAUAGAGUAGCCAUUCAUCAGCUUUAGGCUCAAAGCUUUGGUAGAUACAUUAGUGUCUUCCCUCUUAGAAAUGCAUAUGUCUAGCUCCACUAGGAAGGAUUACAGGCCUCCAGGCCUGCUGACAGGGUUGUCUGUCCAUGCCAAGGACACCUGUGUGGAUGGAGGUGACUGUGCUUCAAGGUGAUGCAAGCUACACAAGUACUGAGAAGGCUUCAGCCCUUAGGUGCCCUGGAGAAGAACACAAAAGGCCCCAGUUUUGCAGCCACAUAUAGAUCCCCAGUAACAUCUCUGAAGAGCUUACCAGUUGGUAGCAAAAAUCUAACCUCUUUGCUUUGCUUUAGAGAAGAUGUUUUAAUUGUAUCUAAGGGUCAUCUUCAGCUACCAGUGACCUGGGUGCUAGUUAAGGAAUGUCAUUACUCCUACAACAACGCUUGGCAAUCUUUGCAGUGUGCAGUGCUGCUAAUAAGAGCCCACACUCUCCAGCACCUACACCAGGUCUGCUCCACUCAGGUAGGCAAGAACGCACCAGUCUUAAGAACAAUAUUUUGCACAGUACAUUUACCCUAAAUUACGUUUUUGUUCCAUUUCAUGUAAUAUAACAUUCUGAGAGCAAAAUGUUAGAGUUAGAUAAAUAGCAGCACAUCAAUCCGCCAAAGCUUUUCCAGAGGCACAGAGUUUUAAGUACAGCUGUAGCCAUGUGCCUUAACUUCACGAGACUCCUGUACUGCUAGCAAUACUUAUCACAUAAGAACAUCCAACAUGGCUGGGAAUGCGUGUGUUUCCAAUUUUAAGGAAAAUGGUGGGUCCUGCCAUAGGGUCCCAUUUCAGAGUGCUCAUUGCUGAGCUGGAAUUUGAGGCCAUGCUCACAUCUGAAAAUUACCAUCCUAUAGCGCCCUCAUUUCUGGAAAAUGGAGAAGAAAACUGGAAAGAAAAAAGGUGUUUUACUACAUGCGGUGAUAUUUUAGGGGAUUUGGUUUCUUUUUCCUAAAGUAUUACUGACACAACAGUGGAAAGGUACAAACAGCAGGAAGAAACAUCAUUUUUCCCAGUUCCUUCUUGCCCAUUCCCCCAGUAUCUUGUUUGCAUCCUGAGCCAUUUGUAUGAAGGCUACAUGUAAAGUUCUUGCUUGGCAAACUGCUUCAGUGCUGUA